Molecule: messenger RNA, 165 nt
Organism: Perkinsus marinus ATCC 50983
Lineage: Eukaryota; Perkinsozoa; Perkinsida; Perkinsidae
Exons: 2
Source: RefSeq, a predicted model, not a curated record
GCACUCUCGCGGUAACAAGGAAGGCCGGACCGGGUCCAGAGAUCGUCGUAGUCGCUCUCGCGAGCAUCGUCAUAGUCACCGACAUUCUGAGCGUGAUAGAGACUCUUUUGGGUACGGUUACAGAGAACGAGAUGACUCUAGUAGGAGGCAGCGCAGGAAAGAAAU